Molecule: messenger RNA, 3324 nt
Organism: Aspergillus nidulans FGSC A4
Lineage: Eukaryota; Fungi; Ascomycota; Eurotiomycetes; Eurotiales; Aspergillaceae
Product: DEAD/DEAH box helicase
Exons: 1
Coding region: 1-3324 (1107 amino acids)
Biological process (GO): silent mating-type cassette heterochromatin formation; chromatin remodeling; negative regulation of transcription by RNA polymerase II
Cellular component (GO): mating-type region heterochromatin; chromosome, telomeric region; chromosome, centromeric region
Molecular function (GO): identical protein binding; DNA binding; ATP binding
Source: RefSeq, a predicted model, not a curated record
AUGGACGACACUGUUCCUGACACCCCUGUCAGUAACAGAAAAAUCGUUCACAGCACUCCUGGAGGCAUGGACGAAGAUGGGGAAUAUGAGACGAUCGCCACACUCCCUGUGAAUCCUGCGCAGAACACAUUGCUUGCAACACAAUCAAUGACACCCUCCUCGCAGCGACUGACUCAACCUACGCAAAUUGUGGAUGUUCCUUAUACAUCAAAAGGCAGUUCUGUCGUGCAGGUUGCAGCUUCUUCUCCUCUAAGACCCGCUUCAUCCCCUUCACGCCCUUCCCCAGCCGGGCCUGGUCGCCUUUCCAGCUUGAUGGCGCCCAGCGGUACGCGAUUUUGCCCUCCCGCGAAGCGUGCGCCAUUGAUUGAUCUAGAAGACGAUGGUCCAACUUAUCGAGGAGGCUCCUCAGAUGACGAUAUCCAGAUGAGCACAGACAUAAAGCCCGCUACGUUCACGUCAAGAAACCCGGAAAAGAGCACAGCGAUUGACAGAUUCAAAGAGAUCACUUCUUCUGCUAUCUACGAUCCUUCGAGCACCAAGCGCGCCGCCUCGCAGAUGGAUCCUACCCCAAAGGGCGUCGCCGUCAAAAGGGUUCGCCAGGAGGGACCUUCACGCGCUCAACCGGUCGACACACAAUCAUUGUCGUUGCAGGAUAUUGAUGACUAUCAAGUACGGAUAAAAGUGGAGAGAAUGUUAAAGGUUCUCCCGCGAAAAUCAGUACACGACUGCGUGCAGGCUCUUCUAGCAAAGAAAGGAAGUUAUGAAGAUGCUCUAGAAUGCCUAGCCAGCACCGAGGAUCAAAAUGGCCAUGCUGACUCUUCAGAGGAUGAGCUAAGCACGAUUAAGAAGACGUCGCCAGUGGCCCCAGCGAAGCAAAAUAUCAAGGCCCGGGGGAGAAUCCAGGAUAAAUGGACGGCACCAAACCUGCCGAAAAGUACAUUACAAAAGCAGCCAGAAGAGGAUUCAAGACCGCGGAAACGGUUGAUUCGAGGACCAAAAACCCGGGUGUCCCCGAUACCGUCAAGCCCCACUCAGAACGAAACACCUCCAAAGAAGAGCUUCGGUCGGCUGGUCCAAGGGCGCAGGCGCCCUUCACCUACACGAUCAGAGUCUCCUGAGGCUCCUCUUGUGACCUCCGAUGAUUCUGACUCUGCAUUUGAUGCGCAAGAUGGCGCGGAUCUGGAGACGAAAGUUCUUGGUUUCUUUAACGGAUGCACCGCACCGGCUCUUGCGGACCUAGCCGCGAUUACUGAGGACCUUGCUGAGUACAUAAUUGCAAGGCGGCCAUUCUCAUCCCUUGAUGAAGUCCGCGUGAUUCCUGCUCCGGAAACCGAACAAACUGCAACCAAGACUGGAAGGAAACGCAAGGCACCCAAGCCGGUCGGAGACCGUAUCGUUGACAAAUGUCUUGAUAUGUGGGUAGGCUACGAAGCCGUGGAUUCGUUAGUCGCUCGAUGCGAGGCGCUAGGAAAGCCGGUUGCGACCGAGAUGAAGAAAUGGGGAGUUGACAUAUUUGGCAAGCGAGAGGGUGAACUGGACCUAGUUUCGAUGGAGCCUUCAGGAUCUCACGACUCUGGUAUAGGAACUCCCGCUAGUCAACCAUCUGAUGAAGAUAGUGAUGGUCCUGGGUCAAGGUCUCGAAAAGCUCGGUUCAUUUCGCAGCCUGGAAUAAUGGCUGAGGAUCUCAAAAUGAAGAAUUAUCAGAUUGUUGGUAUUAACUGGCUGUCUUUGCUUUUUGAGAAUGAACUAAGCUGCAUUCUGGCCGAUGAUAUGGGUCUCGGAAAGACCUGCCAGGUGAUAGCGUUUCUGGCCCACCUAUAUGAGAAAGGAAUCAAAGGACCGCAUCUUGUUGUUGUGCCGUCAUCAACCAUUGAGAACUGGCUUCGAGAGUUUCAAAAGUUUUGUCCCACUCUGUCCGUGAUGCCAUACUAUGCCGACCAAAAUGUGCGGGCCCAGAUUCGGGAACAGAUCGAAGGAAACAGAGACGACAUCAAUGUCGUUAUAACGACCUAUACUAUUGCAAAGGGCAAGGUUGAUGCGCACUUCUUACGCAACAUGGACUUUUGCGCAUGUGUCUACGAUGAAGGGCACAUGCUUAAGAGCAGCACAUCGGUUCUGUACGAAAAGCUGAUCAGGAUCCGUGCUCGUUUCAGGCUUCUUCUGACAGGAACGCCGCUUCAGAACAACCUGCAAGAACUUGCCUCCUUAUUGGGGUUUAUCCUCCCUAAGGUCUUUCAAGAGCGAAAGGAUGAUCUACAGUACAUAUUCUCGAACAAAGCAAAAACGGUUGAUGAAUCCCAUUCCGCACUGCUUUCUGCGCAGAGGAUCGAAAGGGCAAAAUCCAUGCUGAAACCGUUCGUUCUACGGCGAAAGAAGCACCAAGUUAUUGAUUUGCCUGCAAAGAUCUCGCGCGUUGAGUACUGUGAAAUGAACGCUGCCCAGCGGGAGAUAUACGAACAUGAGAAGAACGAAGUAAAGAAGCUCUUGGAAGACAGAGCAGCCGGCAAAAAGACGGGCAACAAGUCCGCGAACAUCCUCAUGAAACUCCGUCAAGCAGCCAUUCACCCACUCCUUCACCGACGCCACUACAACGACAAAAUUUUAACCAAGAUGUCCAAAGCUUGUCUGCAAGAAGAGAAAUGGGCCGAAUCCGACCCAAAACUCAUCUACGAAGAUUUACAACCCUACAAUGACUUUGAGUGCCAUCAACUCUGUGUGGAAAACCCCAAAUCCCUUGGCAAAUUCGCUCUCAAGAAUAAUGAGUGGAUGGAUUCCGGAAAGGUCGACAAACUCUGCGAACUCCUUCGCCGCUUCAAAGAAAACGGCGACCGCGUUCUUGUCUUCUCCCAGUUCCGUUUGGCAAUGGAUAUUCUUGAAGUUGUCCUCGAAAAUCAACAUCUCAAGUUUGUUCGUCUUGAUGGAACGACCAGCGUCGAAGACCGCCAAUCCAUUAUGGACACCUUCCAUGAGAACACGGACAUCCCGGUCUUUUUGCUCUCCACUAAAGCUGGCGGCGCCGGGAUCAACCUUGCCUGCGCUAAUAAGGUCAUCAUCUUCGACUCCAGCUUUAACCCGCAGGAAGACGUGCAAGCUGAGAACCGCGCUCAUCGUGUUGGUCAGACGCGUGAGGUCGAGGUUAUCCGUCUUGUGACGAAAGAUACGAUCGAAGAGCAGAUCUAUGCUCUUGGCCAGACGAAACUGGCUCUUGACCAGGCUGUUGCCGGAGAGGAUGGGGCUGAUUCGAAGAAAUCCGAGGAAGCCGGGAUCAAGGCCGUUGAAGAGAUGUUUACUGCGGAGAUUACCCAAAAGGAGAGGUCUACUUAA